This is a messenger RNA of Nematolebias whitei (Rio pearlfish), 2397 nucleotides long. RefSeq names its product atrial natriuretic peptide receptor 2-like. The transcript is spliced from 21 exons. Gene Ontology annotation, molecular function: protein kinase activity; guanylate cyclase activity; ATP binding. The record is from RefSeq and is a predicted model, not a curated record. Lineage: Eukaryota; Metazoa; Chordata; Actinopteri; Cyprinodontiformes; Rivulidae. Bases 1 to 2397 code for a protein of 798 amino acids. Gene Ontology annotation, biological process: cGMP biosynthetic process; intracellular signal transduction; receptor guanylyl cyclase signaling pathway.
AUGUCCACCUCUGUCCGCCUGUCCCUCAGCCUGUCCCUGUCUCUGUCCUCGUCCCUCUGCAGCAGCAUGAAGGACCUUCAGACUCGGUGGUUCCUGCUCUGGGUUCUGGGUUCUGCGUUCUGUUGGCACGACCUGGACAACAGCGAGUACGACUGUUGGCCCCUGGAGCGACCCAACGACUCCAACAUGAUCGACUGUGGAGGUCUGGAGAUGGCCUGGCUGCUUCGCCCUCCGGAGCUGGUGAAGACCGGCGAGGUGUUCACCGUCAUCUACUCCGUGACGGCCCGGGACUCCUUCUACCACUGGGCUGUCCAGAACCGCGUCUUCUCACAAAGCUCCAUAACAGACGCAGCCUCAGCUCGGAGGUUCUGUGAACACCACGAAUGUCCGGCCAGCUGGAAAGAUGCUAACGGAGAGAACUGCUGCAUCCACCACGCUAACAUCCACUCCUGCCCUCUGGGAUACAUGACGACGGAGAGCAUCUGUGGACCGUGGAUCCCCGACGAUGGAAAAAUCUUCACCCACACCAUCUCCACCUCGGGCAGGAUGACCCAAACCAACUGGACUGCAAAGGUGGUUCUGUUCCAUCCGGGCCUAAACUCACUUAUUGCUCACAUACGAGUUGGCACCAUGCAGGCGGCACUGGAGGCAAAAAGCACGGUUCUGCCUGCUGUAGUUUGUGGUAAUAAAAUCUGUGAGGAGGGCGAGUUUUGUUCCACGUGUCCGGCCGACUGUGGCGAAUGUCCCAUGACUCCUACAACCAAGGUGGCCAUUGGCUUGCCACUCAGCCUGCUCUGUCUUUCCUCCAUACUGACUGCAGUGUGGUUGAGGUACCAGAAAGAGAAGCUGCUGUGGGACGAAAGCUGGAUCAUUGACUUCUCAAAGAUCAAACAAGAUCAGGAAGCUCAUUUGACCAUGGGCAGUAUAAUAAGUGUGCCGGUUGGACACAGCCACAGCAACGCCAGCUGUGUAACCGCGCUCAGCUCCUGUACGGGCCAACCAGGGACGCGGAAGGGCCCGUUUACCUGCACUGGGAUUUAUGAUGGGAGGACUGUGGCCAUCAAAAAGAUCCAAACAAAGACCUUCUCUCUGUCCAAAACCAUCAGACAGGAAGUCAAACAAGUCAGGGAGCUCGAUCAUCCAAACCUUUGCAAGUUUAUUGGUGGUUGUACUGAGGUGCCAAACGUUGCCAUUAUAACAGAGUACUGCCCCAAAGGAAGCCUUAACGACGUCCUUCUUAAUGAUGAGAUCCCUCUCAACUGGGGCUUCAGGUUUUCCUUUGCCACCGACAUCGCCAGAGGGAUGUCGUACCUCCAUCAACACAAGAUCUGUCACGGUCGGCUGAAGUCUCCAAACUGUGUGUUAGACGACCGCUGGGUCUGCAAAAUCACAGACUAUGGGCUGAGGACAUAUCGCAGGGACGAUGGGACGGAGCCUCUGUCCUCCUAUCAGCGGAGGCUCAUCGAGGUGUACAUGCCACCUGAGUUUCAGAGCUCCAACGUGGAGCCGACACUGGCUGGAGACGUGUUCUGUUAUUCAAUCAUCCUCCUGGAGAUAGCCACUCGCAACGACCCGGUUCCCGCAGAAGAGUCUAACCUGGAGUGUGCGUGGUGUCCUCCUCUACCUGAGCUGAUCUCCAGUAAAGCCGACAACACCUGCCCCUGUCCCGCUGACUACGCUGAGCUGAUUCGUCGAUGUCGCUCUCAUAACCCCGCCCACCGACCCACCUUUGACCAGGUCAAGAAGUUUGUUCAUCGCAUCAACCCUGUCAAAGGCAGCCCGGUGGACAUGAUGAUGAACCUGAUGGAGAAGUACAGCAAACAUCUGGAGGUUCUGGUGGCCGAGAGGACUCAGGAUCUGAUGCUGGAGAAACAGAAGACGGACCGCCUGCUGUACAGUAUGCUUCCGAGACAGGUAGCUGAUGAUCUUCGUCAGGGGAAACCGUCCCAGGCUCAGAGCUACGUCAGCGCCACCGUCUUCUUCAGUGACAUCGUGGGUUUCACUCAGCUGUCCAGCAGCAGCACGCCCUACCAGGUGGUGGACUUCCUCAACAAGCUGUACACGACGUUCGAUGACAUCAUCGACAACCACGACGUCUACAAGGUGGAAACCAUCGGAGAUGCCUACAUGGUGGUUUCAGGAGUUCCCCUGGAGAACGGGAUCCUCCACGCCUCAGAGAUCGCCAGCAUGGCUCUGGACCUGGUCGGGGUCUGUCGGACCUUCAGGAUCCCCCACAAACCCAACACGCAGCUGCAGAUACGAGCUGGGAUCCACUCCGGUCCGGUUGUAGCCGGGGUCGUCGGGACGAAGAUGCCCCGGUACUGUCUGUUUGGAGACACGGUCAACACGGCAUCCAGGAUGGAGUCCAACAGCCUGGGUAUCUACAAAUCUACAUGA